GAUGAUUUGAUGCCGGUGACAUAUGCACUAUAUGUACAUACAAACAAACCUCAAUCCAAUCUAGGCGAUAUGUUAUGAUUUUCUGUGUUUAUUUGCGAAUAAUUUGAUGGUUCCGAAGCAAAAAUGGAGGAUUACAAUCACAAAACGGUAUUCGUACUAGAUCACACGCAAUAUUUUGGUAUUUCUGGUGAUAACACAUUUCAAUUGGAGUUUGUGAAUAGCAAAGGAAUUGAAUCGAUUGUUCCAGUAUCAAAGAGUCUAUGGACAACAUCCGUCGAAACAGCAGCAGAAUACUGUCGCAUUGUUUGGGACUUAUUUCCGUCGGGAAAAUAUAUCCGAUUCAUUGUAAGCGAUGCGAAUGCGCAUAUUGUUAACACAUGGUCGCCAACGACACAGAAUUUGACGCAUGUAAUGAAUGCGAUGGCAAUGGUUGGUGUGCCGCCACCGUUGCCACAUUCAGCUGAAUUCACAGUGAUCCAUGGUCUGCGAGCGGCCGUCGAAGCACUGGCCGAACCAACUGAGCAACAGAAAGAGAAGCUGAAAACGGGUGCGAAAAUUGUCAAUCGAGCCCGAGUGAUAUGCAUCACUUCAGCCCGAGACGAUUCGAGUAUGAAAAGUUUGGAGGAAAUUUUCUACACAGUGUUGGCACAACAGAAUAUGUUGCCGGCACAAGGUGCAUCUGACUUUCUAAAAAUCGACCAAUGUCACUUGGUCGUGAUAAACUUGCACCCGACCGGAUUGGAUUCGAUGGUCACGAAUCGACCGUUACGCGACUUGAAUGGAACAGUCAAAGCAGAGGUGCAUUCGGUGAAGGCGCGUGAUUUUGGUAACAAAUUGACUCAUUUGAUUCUGCCGCAUUAUGAUUUGGCAAGCACAACGGUCACGGGCAUUCCGAUGAAAGAAGAACAAAAUGCGAGCUCCAGUGCAAAUUAUGAUGUGGAAAUUUUCCAUUCACGGAAAUCACAUUCGAUUAUUUGUGGGAAUGAACAAGAGCUACCGACGAGUAUCAAAGAUAAUGCCGAAUAUGAAACGGUCACAUUGAAAUGGUGUACGCCGAGAGGUGUCGGCGCUGCCGAGCUUCAACCGUGCUUGGCUCAGUAUCGAAUUACACCAGUUGAUGUUACAUCGCGACCAAGCUCGUGUCUGAUCAAUUUCCUUCUAAAUGGCAGAUCUGUGUUGCUCGAAAUGCCAAGAGAAACGGGCGGCAAAAUAACCAGCCACAUGUUAUCAGCGCACGGCGGAGAGAUUUUUAUGCAUACACUACAUACAUCACGCAGUUGCCUAGAGGAUUUGCCAUCAGUUCUAGAUAGCAAUAGUGGAAAAGUGACCGACUAUCGAAUCAAUGACUAUGCAGCAAUAAUUCAUAAUUACAAACUGAUUCCGUUGAAACAGUUUUCGGAUCGAUUACCAGAUCGAAACCUAGUACGACUCAGGGCAAAAUUUUGCAAGAGCACCAAAUAUUUCCCACUGACAGCUGGCUCGACCAUUGUUUACAAUGUGCGACAGUUUUUGGAGCCAAUGCUCACAUUGAUUGGAAAAGAGGAAAUAACUGAAGAGGAAGUGCUCAAGUGUCAGCAGAUAAUAUACAAUCUGAUUGCAUUCGAAGCUCGACAUGAACCACUUACACUGCCGGUUGGGCAGAACAGACUAAAAGGCCCCAAGAAAGAUGACCAAUACAAAUUGCUGUGGGCUGAAUUGAUUCAUUUGCUACAAAUCGGACCACAGUCACCGAACCAUAAGAAACUUUUGACAUUCAUUAAGAAUGAACAUGUUACGGAUGUAAACAAGGACUCGAAACAUCUCACUACACAAAUAACCAAUUCACCGAUGUCGCCACCGGGCUCAAGUGACCACACAUUGACUAAAAAGAAGACACAACAUCUGUUGUCAUCAGCAGGAAAUCGAUCUUUGUACGAAAUUCAAGUGGCCGCUGACAAAGCAUUGAGCAAAAAACGGCUAGACUUGGCGGGGCGCCUGUCGACACCGUCUGGGAAAAUUGCAAAACUGUAUCCCAACCUGAAAAUCAACGAAGUAUAUCAAGAUCAAGAUGCACCACAAUUUUCGCCUUAGUUAAGAAAUAAAAACACACCAACUUUUCAUGUUCACAACAUUGAUUUUAAUAAAAUUGUUCGUCAUAAAUGAAGCGCAAGAUUGCUGCAAAUAAAUAAUCGAAAUAAA
Sitodiplosis mosellana (orange wheat blossom midge) is the source of this 2178-nucleotide messenger RNA. It is a transcript of the gene asun, whose product is annotated as protein asunder. The record is from RefSeq and is a predicted model, not a curated record. Gene Ontology annotation, cellular component: integrator complex. Lineage: Eukaryota; Metazoa; Arthropoda; Insecta; Diptera; Cecidomyiidae. Gene Ontology annotation, biological process: centrosome localization; regulation of mitotic cell cycle. The coding region runs from base 124 to 2070 and encodes 648 amino acids. The transcript is spliced from 8 exons.